UAACGUAAUCUUGUCACGUGGUUCUAGAUGUAAUAGCCAACAACGAAGUUCAUUUCUGUCACGUGAUGUUAGUUCGUUUAGCAGAAAUUUUCCCUCCAGCAUUUGUUAUUGCAACAUUAUGAGGAUCUAGAAGAAACAACUAAGUGUUUGCUUGAAAGAUGAAAAAUGUAAAAUGACUUAUGGAAUUGAAAGACUACGUCUUUGACUGUAUAUCUCGAUAAACCAGUAGGUGCACUUUGAAUGGGCAGCGGCAAAGCUGUGGUAACAUGGUACGAUGCAGACAAAGAUGUACAGACAGUUUCCCAGUACCCCACGGUUAUGUUACAUGCACGGAACGUUUUAAUUAUGAAGGCGAUACGUGCACGGUUCAUUGCAAUAACGAUUAUAAACUCAAAGGAGUAUCUAGAGUUUAUUGUAAAGGAGGAGUAUGGACCAAGCAGGAUGGGACAACCGCUUCAGCCCGCUGUGAAUAUAUAGACACUCUGUACAAGGAUGAAGUCAUGAGCCUUGUAUCUGCUCAUAGCGGCAAAAGCCGCCACGAUUUAGCCGUAUUCCUAAGAGAUUAUUUGGUGCGAACCUAUCCCAGUCAAUACUGGGUGGUUACCGUGUAUGAUCCUGUUAAAGGUUUUGAAAAUCACGCUUUUAAUGGCCAUGACACCCGAAUCGGCUGGAAGUUAAGGCAUGCGGGUGUGAACUAUGUUGUUACAAAAUAUCCUAAACAUUCUGCUCGCUCUCCUGUAGUGUCCCUCUCAGAAGCAGUGGGCUCGCCCACUGGAAAUCACGCUGAACAGGUUCUUAAUAGUAUUAAAGAUAGGUUUCGUGCCCGUGGUCUAAGUUGGGCUUCGAUACACGUCGUGAAGAGUAGAAGGUCCGAGGGUUGGUGGCUUGGUGAACGUACCAUUGAAAUGACGUUAACCACUUCACCAUCUAUUCUUUCCCGAAACUACUUCUGGAAGGAGUUUUCGAAUGUUAUUGUCAUCGCCGUUGCUCCCUACUGAAAGAACGGAAUUCUCUGCUAACGUCCCAGUCCUAUCAAAAGACAAGUUUAACAAAUUAAGCUAGGUUUAGCAAAAUGAAAUUGAUAACUUAACUAAGGGUCCGUUUCUCUAGGAGAAUCUAAGAUCGGAUUUUUGAUCUUAGAUCAUGCGGACUGUUUACUACCAAAGAAACGAAAAAUCCAAAAAGGGAUUUUUGCCUUUACUUGACAACAGCGUGCUUGGUGGUUGUUUUGAAAAAGGCAGCUAGCCAAUAUUUAUUCCUCGUGGACAAUUUACCGCAGCAACAGCUCCUUCUAUGACCAGAAGAUGAGGUAGUAGCAUUGAACAGAUGGUAAAGACGAAAAGUUCCGAAAAUUAAAGAAAUAAAAAGAUCGGUUGUACUAUUUACCUCCCGUGAACUUGUGAAGCACCGAGUGUGGCGACGAAUGGCUGCUAUUUGCGUUUGAAAUCCCUCUAGAGUUUAUGAAAUUUGUGUAGCAGUGAAAUAUCUCCUAAACAAUCACGAUUUUCUUUAACUUUUAAGUCAAUUCUACGACCAAAGUUGCAUUGAAAACCUACCAUGAUCGUUCGCCACGUUUGGUGGACUUUUCACGAGAAAACCGCUCGCCAAACGAAUUUUCUUCGGAUCCGUUCCCAAAGAAACGCACAGAUCACGAAUCCUAAAAAUCCGGAUUUAGAUUGUAUCUAAUGAAUCCACUCGGAGUGUGGAUUCUUCAGAUUCAUGAUCCAUUUUUGGAUUUUAGUAAAGAAAUGCAAAAUCCGUUUUUGGAUCUAAGAAUCCGGAUUUGGAUUUUCGCAAAGAAACGCACCCUAAGAUUGAUUACACAAAAAAACCGCCAUCAUAUGAAAACCAUGCGAUAAUGAACCUGCAGGAUAAAAUUUUGGCAAUCAACUCUCCAUUAUGGGAAAACUUGCUUACUCAAAAAUUUAAUAUGAUUUUGAAGUUCAGGAUAGAUUUUCAAUUAAUUUCUCCCCUGUAACUGUGUAGUUUAGAAUGAUUGGCCGGGCGUGAAUUGUUGAUUAACGUAAUUUAGUUUUGUUGUAGUGUAUUGAGCAUAACGAACCUGAAAUAAACCAGGGAAUCUGGAGCAAACAGUGUGUUUUCUUACCAAAAGUAAUUUAAAACCAGUGCGAGAUACCUGUUCACUUGAACAGAAGGAGGGUUUUGCUAAUUUCUGUUCACCUCUUGCAGCUCACAGAGAGGCUUACUUAUUUUCUCUUGCUUGUUGACUAAAGAAACCCCAUGACACUGAAUAAUGUCAUGAAAUUAUAAAGUAAUAAGAGCGUAGAGAACCACAUGUGACGCCGAGUGCGCGCUCUCAUCACUGCGC
Orbicella faveolata is the source of this 2329-nucleotide messenger RNA. RefSeq lists its product as uncharacterized. The record is from RefSeq and is a predicted model, not a curated record. NCBI's taxonomy places the organism in Eukaryota, Metazoa, Cnidaria, Anthozoa, Scleractinia, Merulinidae.